UUGAUAGAAGCAACCAAGUUCAGAAUCUAUAUUGAUAGUACAUCGAAACGUGUCGUCUCGUUGUCGAUUCGCUUUCGGCCACAGCCACUGAAUAUUCGAUUUGGUCGAGCACUUGCUGUGCUCGGAUGCGGCGUGUUCUGCUCCAGCACAGCUGGUGAGUAUUAG
Messenger RNA from Strongylus vulgaris, 165 nucleotides. The record is from the annotation of a GenBank genome assembly. Lineage: Eukaryota; Metazoa; Nematoda; Chromadorea; Rhabditida; Strongylidae.